Molecule: messenger RNA, 168 nt
Organism: Pyrenophora tritici-repentis Pt-1C-BFP
Lineage: Eukaryota; Fungi; Ascomycota; Dothideomycetes; Pleosporales; Pleosporaceae
Source: RefSeq, a predicted model, not a curated record
AUGGCACAAGACCGGGAAAGGCAGCGCAAUACGGCACGAAUGUAUGGGCUUUCCUGCUGGCGCGCUUGCGGAAGGCUCAACGCUGAGGCACACACGCAGCGGCAGGCGCGACGGCUGUCCGCCAGGUGGGCACUAUGGACUGCACGCCAGCAGCUGGUCCUCGAAUGA